AUGUCCCUCUUCGGUCAGCCCUCUGGCGGCGCCUCGCUGUUUGGCGGCGGUAAUACGACCACGCAAGCGAACCCUUUUGCGCAGUCAACAGCAACCCAGCAGCAACCUACACAAACACAAAGCAUCUUUGGCCAGACGAAUAAUCAGCAGCAGCAGCAACAGCAGCAGCAACAACAACAACAACCACAGCAGCAGCAGCAGCAGCAGGCUCCGCAGCUGGGUCAGUCCAUUUUUGGGCAACCGCAGAACAAUCAAGCUGCCAACCCAGUCUUCCAGCCUGGCGCUCAACCACAACCUUAUGGCAAAUCCAUCCCCGAACAGAUGGCUCUGGUCCUCGCCAAAUGGAGACCGAAACAGCCCGACUGUGUCUUCAAGUACUAUUUCUACAACAAAGUUGACGACGCUCACGUCCCCUUCUACCAUCCCGGCCAGGACGAGAACGCCAAAGAAUGGGAGGAAGCACUGCAGAACAAGCCCGCACCUGGCCUGAUGCCCGUGCUGGCCUCUGGUUUUGAGGCUGUCGCGGAGCGGCUUAAGGCGCAACGCGUCGCGGUUGGCCGCUUCAAUCAGAGGCUGCACGAGAUCAACAACUGUCUCGAUGCGAUCCUGUCGAAACAUGACCUGGAGUGGAGUGUGCGGACGAUCAACGCGAGGCGGAAACACGAUGCCCUGCGCCGACGAACGCUGGUGCUUGCUAGGAAGGUGCAGGUUCUGCGAAAUAGAGGCUACGCGCUUUCGGGCGAUGAGGACGAGCUGAGAAUCAAGCUGGAGAACAUGGAGAAGAGUGUGCAGGACCCAGCAGUCAAUGCGAGACUGGAAGAGCUGUGGAGUCGGUUGAUAAUGCUCAGAGAGAGAGCCCAGAUUCUGCAGUCGGAGCUGCAGAAGAAGGGGCUGGGCGAUGAGCAGGGCCUUGGUGAGGAAGUGGAGGUCAGAGUCAAGAAGAUUGUCGAAGACUACGAGAAGCAGCUCCAGCAUCUCAAAAAGGAGUGCGAGCUGAUCAAGCAGGACUUUGAAGAAUGGGAGAAGGAACACCCCAAAUAG
Messenger RNA from Diaporthe citri, 1041 nucleotides. RefSeq lists its product as uncharacterized. Lineage: Eukaryota; Fungi; Ascomycota; Sordariomycetes; Diaporthales; Diaporthaceae. Gene Ontology annotation, molecular function: structural constituent of nuclear pore. The record is from RefSeq and is a predicted model, not a curated record. Gene Ontology annotation, cellular component: nuclear pore central transport channel; nuclear pore. The coding region runs from base 1 to 1041 and encodes 346 amino acids. Gene Ontology annotation, biological process: nuclear pore organization; protein localization to nuclear inner membrane; NLS-bearing protein import into nucleus. The transcript has 3 exons.